Messenger RNA from Cucurbita moschata (crookneck pumpkin), 1149 nucleotides. Its product is annotated as adenylylsulfatase HINT3. Gene Ontology annotation, molecular function: adenylylsulfatase activity. The transcript is spliced from 8 exons. The record is from RefSeq and is a predicted model, not a curated record. Bases 377 to 1009 code for a protein of 210 amino acids. Gene Ontology annotation, biological process: sulfur compound metabolic process; purine ribonucleotide metabolic process. Lineage: Eukaryota; Viridiplantae; Streptophyta; Magnoliopsida; Cucurbitales; Cucurbitaceae.
CUAGAGAGCAGCCAUUCGUUUUGGAAUCUCAUCUCUUUUCUUCUCUGUCACCCACAGACACAAACUCUGCAAAACCAACGCCAUCAAACUCUGCAAAACUCCCUCAAUCAUCAUCCCCCCACUUCUUUCCUUCUCUCUUUCUUUCACCCCACUGAGCCCUACCGGCUAUCACUCACUCACGCCUCUGCUCUUCUCUAACCCAGUUACUUUUUUAGCUCACUUAACCAAAUUUCCUAUCUGGGUUCCAAACACUCAGUGGCCAAAUGGGUCUCGCUUCAAAUUGCUGAUGGAUAUGGGGUUCUUUAAUUGAUACAGGAUCGAGACGAAAAAAGAGCUGAAAGAUUUGGUGCAGAAUCCGGGAAGCUAGCUAGAGUCCAUGGAGGCCCGGAGGCUUGCCAUUCUCUGUUCGCAUCUCCGUCCAAUUAACUCGGGACGUAGUCGAGCAACUCCCUCACAUCUUUCCUCUUCGAACUGUGCUUCAGUAGCCAAGAGUGAGCAGCAGCUAAUUUAUGAUCCUCACAAGGGGAGUCUACAAGAUGGUUGUGUUUUCUGCAGGAUUAUACUCGGCGAGGAACCCGCUUUUAAGCUCUAUGAAGAUGAUAGUUGCCUUUGUAUAUUAGAUACAAGACCAUUGAGUAAUGGGCACUCUCUAAUUAUACCAAAAUCUCAUUAUUCUUCGUUGGAAGCUACGCCUCCUUCUGUGAUAGCUGCAAUGUGUUCAAAAGUUCCAUUAAUUAGCAAUGCAAUCAUGAAGUCAACCGGCAGCGAUUCAUUCAACUUAUUAGUUAACAAUGGUGUGGCUGCUGGUCAAGUUAUAUUCCAUACUCACAUUCACAUAAUUCCACGCAAGGCGAGAGAUUGCUUAUGGGAAUCUGAGAGUUUGCAGCGAAGAACGCUGAAAUUUGACGAGGAGGCGUCGAGGCUAGCAGAAAGCAUACAAGAAAUGCUACACAACACCAAAGAGAAUGAUAGCAGCAAGGUUCAAGAAUCAAAUCUGAGUGGAAAUUAGCAAUGUAAUUAGGGUGGUGUUGCAAUUUGAGCUGUAUUAUUUUGUGUACCAUAUUCAUGUAAUGUCAACUACAGUUUAUUCUUUUUGAGUACCACAAAAUUUGAAUACUUAAUAAAAUGGAAGGCUUGCUUGCUUGUAAA